AUGUGUGUGUGCACCAUCGUGCUGACUGUAGCUGCAGCAGCCUCAAUUCUUGGUAAUGUCGAAUGUGUAUCCACUACUGGCGCUGUGGACAUUGACGCCCUUGCAACGACCAUUACCACGGGUCUUCAUACGCCAACUGUUGCCGGGCAGAGUGGUUCUGGCGUCCAGCGACGUCUGAGAAAGCAUGAGGCUGCCCAUGGUGAUUACGACUUGGAUCAAGAUUCGAGUAACGAAGAAAGAGGUGGUGAUGAUGUUAUGGCCAAGGCAGUAGGUUUUCUCUUUAAGGUCUUCGAUGACAUGGACAACACGGCGAUCAAGGGGGAAGCCAACGACAUCAUCGGAAUGAUGGUUAUGGAAAAGAAAUGGGGGAAAGACGACAAAAUUGAUGGUAUAAUCAAAAAGGUGACCAACGGCAAAACUGUGGAGGAUGCGGCGGCAGCUGAACGGUAA
Messenger RNA from Phytophthora nicotianae INRA-310, 450 nucleotides. RefSeq lists its product as hypothetical. The transcript has a single exon. Bases 1 to 450 code for a protein of 149 amino acids. Lineage: Eukaryota; Oomycota; Peronosporomycetes; Peronosporales; Peronosporaceae. The record is from RefSeq and is a predicted model, not a curated record.